Fusarium redolens is the source of this 1614-nucleotide messenger RNA. RefSeq lists its product as uncharacterized. The record is from RefSeq and is a predicted model, not a curated record. The transcript has 8 exons. NCBI's taxonomy places the organism in Eukaryota, Fungi, Ascomycota, Sordariomycetes, Hypocreales, Nectriaceae. The coding region runs from base 303 to 1469 and encodes 388 amino acids.
CACUGAGUCAGGUUGCGGCUCGAUGGAUUGCACCUAGGGCAGGCACGCCCCUCCAUUUGGUGCGGCAAUAGAAAGAGGUCAACCCCCCGAUUAUCUCAACUGGUAAAAGAUGCUCCUAUCUGCCCCAAAACUGCUCCUCACAGUAGAGCGUACUUGAAUGGCUGACUCUCCGCACGAUCCUUCCCACUCCGAACUUCUCCACAAGGGCCCUUCUUUCCCUCUGGAAUGCUCAGUUUCAUCCAUGUCCACUCUAUGCAUUUGAAUAUCAAUGUCGUGACCGGCCACCGUGAGCAAUUGUACUGAUGGACAUGUCGAACCCAGCGGUCGCGAAGUUGGUCGCGGUGACCGUUUCGCUGAUUGCUUUGAUCACGCUCUCUGUCUCUGUCCGGUUCUUCGUUCGCAGCGUCCUGUUGCGGAGCGUGGAUUGGGAUGAUGUCCUGGUUUUCCUCAGCUACUCCCUGACCGUUUUGCUUUGCAGCUGUGUAUUAGCCAUGACCAACUUUGGCUUCGGGACACCAGUAGACGAUGUCUCUGGCGACGAUCUCCGCCAGUUCCUAAAGCUCCAAUUCGUCACGCAGCUGGCGUACGUGUGGGGCUUUGUUACGGUGAAGAUGUCCUUCGCGGUCCUCUAUCUUCGAUUGUUUCGCGGUCACGUCUCCCAACGCAUGAACCAACUUCUUCUUGCUGUGUUGGCGGCCGAGGGCUUCGAAGAGACCAUGGUCGUUAUUUUCCACUGUAAGCCUGUGGACAAGACGUGGAAUCCUCAAAAGGAAGGCACAUGCCUCAACUUGAAGCUCUUUUACUACAUUUCGUUCGCUAUAAAAUUCGUUACGGAUGUCUGCCUCUUCAUCCAGCCCAUCCCUGCCGUCUGGAAGCUCCAACUGUCGAAGGCGAAGAGGCUCGGUGCGAUCUUGAUGCUUUCGCUCGGUUUGUUUGUCUGUAUCAUUGCGAUCAUUCGAGUGAGCUUCAUCAGUCAGCUUAGGACAGAUGUGACUAAGGACCUGGUGGUCCCAAUGGUCUGGUCUCAAGUCGAAGUGUCCAUCCUUGUCGUCUGCGCGUCGAUUCCGUCUCUCAGACCAUUCCUCCAGUGCUUCCCUGCCGUCAGCAAAGCUCUCGGCCUUUCAUCAAGCAAGGACUCGAGACCAACUUCCAACGUAGGACGAUCCCCUCGCGUGGUAUCGCUACACAUGAUAAGUUGGAGCAAGGCGAAACAAUCGCAUGUAGAAACGAACAACCCUAUUCAUAUAAGCACGGGCUGUAACGUUACCGCCACCGGUUCCUGGAGCGCCCAUAGUAGCACAGAAAAUAUCUUCCCUCAACGGCACUCCGGACCAAGUGGAAUUGUCGUCACACAUGAUGUCGAAGUCGGCGUUGAGAGAGUAGAUGCUGGCGAGAGGUUGAGCAACGAUCAAGGGCAGAUAGAUGCGGUUGAGGAUCGAGCGCUCCAUCAUAUCGGAGACUCAAUUUAGGAUUAUUCUAAUAGGUAUGAAGUGCAAGAAGGAUUUAAAACUCUUAGAUUACGGCAUACCUGGUUGUUGAGAAUUAAUUGAUUACAUAGAGAUGAUGUAGGUUGAGGGAUUUUUAAUUGGCUCGCAUGUCUGAUCGGUUCGCUUA